GACUGCUUGCGAUCUUCGAACUAAACGGUUGUGUUUACUGCGCGAGUGGCUCGAACGAAACGCGCUGAAUUUUGUAUAAGACGAAUUGGCCUGAUAGUGUUUUUGUAAAAAAAAAAAAAAUUGAAACAGUGUCAAAUUAUAUACAACAUACAUAGUAUUCAAAGAAAAUUUAAGAAUUUUCAAUACAAAUACCCGAAAUAAAGCAAACGAAACUUCGACGUGCGCAAAGUGUGUGUAAAAAAACGCGCAGAGAGCGCUAAGCAAAGAAAAGAAAAGAAAAAGAAAAAACGUGAUGCAGCGCUGUGUUGAAAACUUCUGAGGCGUUCGCGUCGCGCUGCGCGUCGCACCGUUACGAAAAGUGUGUGAAUUAUGUGUGAAAAUUGUUGAAAUUGUUGUGAAAAAUGUGCACAAAUGCAGUGGCAAAGUGAAGCGAUCUUAAGCACGAGACCAGAUCGCCAGAUCGCGUUCAAGCUGAAGCUGAAGCCAAAGCGAAACCAGCAAUCACAACAAAACGAAACAGAGAGAGCGAUUGAGAGAGCGUAAACGACAGUCGGAGAGCGUAAAGGAUAGCCGGAGAGCGUGUGUUGAAGUGUUGUUUAUGCUGAGCAGCGAAAAAUGCAGCGCAGGCAUAAUGCAAAAUACAAAAUAAGUAGUUGUGGCUUUUUUUUAAAACAUCAAUAACAAAAAUAAACAAUACACGCACACACACAUACACACUCCCAUACAAACAGCAAGAGCGUGAACGUGAACUUCAAGCUGAUUGGUAGCACUUUUCUGCCGCUGUUAGCUAACAGAACAGUCUCACAGACUGCCAAACACCCAGUUAACAGCUGUGAGAACGCGCGUCAUUUGUCCUCCCACACACCAGCUAAUCUACGAGACAGUCACACAGACACACACAAACACACACCAAUAUGGAUAGGGAGAGCCUGCCGCGCGUACCGGACACACACGGCGAUGUUGUCGAUGAGAAAUUAUUCUCGGAUCUUUACAUACGCACCAGCUGGGUAGACGCUCAAGUGGCGCUCGAUCAAAUUGAUAAGGGCAAGGCGCGUGGCAACCGCACGGCGAUCUAUCUGCGUUCAGUAUUCCAAUCCCACCUCGAAACGCUCGGCAGCUCGGUGCAGAAGCAUGCGGGCAAGGUGCUCUUUGUGGCCAUCCUGGUGCUGAGCACGUUCUGUGUGGGCCUCAAGAGCGCCCAGAUACACACGAAGGUGCACCAGCUGUGGAUACAGGAGGGCGGCCGACUGGAAUCGGAGCUGGCCUACACACAGCAGACGAUCGGCGAGGACGAAUCGUCCACGCAUCAGCUAAUCAUCCAGACGGCCCACGAUCCGAACGCAUCGGUGCUGCAUCCGCAGGCGCUGCUCUCCCAUCUCGAGGUGCUGGUCAAGGCGACGGCGGUCAAGGUGCAGAUCAACGAUACGGAAUGGGGCCUGCGGGACAUAUGCAACUCGCCGACAACGCCCAGCUUCGAGGGGCACUACUAUAUGGAGCAUAUACUGAGGCAUCUGAUACCGUGCUCCAUCAUAACGCCGCUCGAUUGCUUCUGGGAGGGCAGCCAGCUGCUGGGACCCGAAGCCCCACUCUUUAUACCUGUCCUCAAUCAGCGACUGAUGUGGAGCACACUGAAUCCGUCGGCUCUGAUGCAGUUCAUAAAGCAGGAGAUUUCCGAUCAGAAGGUCAGCUUUGACUUUGACACCGUCGAGCAGUACAUGAAGCGAGCGGCGAUUGGCACUGGGUACAUGGAGAAGCCCUGCCUGAAUCCCUUGCAUCCGCAGUGCCCGGACACGGCGCCCAACAAGAACAGCCAGCAGCCACCGGACGUGGGCGCUAUACUCUCCGGCGGCUGUUACGGGUUUGCGCCCAAGCACAUGCACUGGCCGGAGCAGCUGAUUGUGGGCGGGGCGCAGCGCAAUCGCAGCGGGCACCUGAAGACGGCCAAGGCGCUGCAGACGGUGGUGCAGCUGAUGACAGAGAAGGAGAUGUACGACCAGUGGCAGGGACACUACAAGGUGCACACCCUCGGCUGGACGCAGCAGAAGGCCGCCGAGGUGCUCAACGCCUGGCAACGGAACUUCUCGCGCGAGGUGGAGCAGCUGCUGCGCAAGCAAUCCCGCAUUGCGGCCAACUAUGACAUCUAUGUCUUCAGCUCGGCCACCCUGGACGACAUCCUGGCCAAGUUCUCGCAUCCCAGUGCUGUGAGCAUUGUCAUUGGCGUCGCGGCCACUGUGCUCUAUGCGUUCUGUACGCUGCUGCGCUGGCGUGAUCCGGUGCGCGGCCAGAGCAGUGUGGGCGUGGCCGGCGUACUGUUGAUGUGCUUCAGCACGGCCGCGGGCCUGGGCCUGUGCGCCCUGCUCGGCAUCGUGUUCAAUGCGGCGAGCACCCAGGUGGUGCCGUUCCUCGCCUUGGGCCUGGGCGUCGAUCACAUCUUCAUGCUGACGGCGGCCUAUGCGGAGAGCAAUCGCAAGGAGCAAACGAAACUGAUACUGAAGAAGGUCGGACCGAGCAUCCUGUUCAGUGCGUGCAGCACGGCGGGCUCCUUCUUUGCGGCCGUCUUCAUUCCGGUGCCCGCCCUGAAGGUCUUCUGCCUGCAGUCGGCCAUCGUGAUGUGCUUCAAUCUGGCCGCCGCGCUGCUCGUCUUUCCGGCCAUGAUAUCGCUGGAUUUGCGUCGUCGCACCGCCGGACGUGCGGACAUCUUUUGCUGCUGCUUUCCCAUCUGGAAGGAGCCGCCCAAGUCCGCCUCCCCAGCGCUGGCCAUGAACAACAACAACAGCAUGCGCGGCGGACGUCAUCCCAAGAACUGCAACAACAAUCGAACGGGACAGCAGCAGCAGCAGGUGCAGGUGCAGCCACAGCAGCUCGCUCAGAAUCCGCUGCUAGAGUCGCGAGCUCCAUUGGCUGGCGGCCUAGCCACCUCCCUGCCCAGCUUCUCGCUGGCCAGCUUUGCCUACAAGUAUUAUACGCCCUUCCUCAUGCGCAGCUGGGUCAAGUUUCUGGCCGUGAUGGGCUUCCUCUGUGCGGUGAUCUUCAGCCUGUACGAGGCGACCGCGCUGCAGGAUGGCCUCGACAUCAUCGACCUGGUGCCCAAGCACAGCAACGAGCACAAGUUUCUCGAUGCCCAGACGCGUCUGUUUGGCUUCUAUAGCAUGUAUGCCGUUACCCAGGGCAACUUUGAGUAUCCGACGCAGCAGAAGCUGCUCUGCGACUACCACGAGGCGUUCGUCCGGGUGCCGCACGUCAUCAAGAACGACAAUGGGGGACUGCCGGACUUUUGGCUGUUGCUGUUCCGCGACUGGCUCAAGAAUCUGCAGCGCAUCUUCGACGAGGAGCUGCGCGACGGGCGACUGAACAAGGAGAAAUGGUAUCCGAAUGCCAGCAGCGAUGCGAUUCUCGCCUACAAGCUGAUGGUGCAGACGGGCUAUGUGGACAAUCCGGUGGACAAGAGUCUGGUGGAGACGAAUCGUCUAGUCGACAGGGAUGGCAUCAUCAAUCCCAAGGCCUUCUACAACUAUCUAUCAGCGUGGGCCACCAACGAUGUCUUUGGCUACGGCGCCUCACAGGCCAAACUGUAUCCGGAACCGCGCCAGUAUUAUCAUGCACCCAACGAAUACGAUGUUAAGAUACCCAAAAGUCUGCCCCUGGUCUACGCCCAGAUGCCCUUCUAUUUGCACGGCCUCACCGAUACCUCGGAGAUCAAGACACUGAUUGGACACAUACGCGAUCUGAGCGUCAAGUUUGAGGGCUACGGAUUACCCAACUAUCCGUCUGGCAUUCCCUUCAUCUUCUGGGAACAGUACAUGACGUUGCGCUCCUCGCUGGCCCUGAUUCUUGCCUGCGCCCUGCUGGCCGCCUUGGUGCUGGUCUCGCUCCUGCUGCUCUCCGUUUCGGCCGCCAUUCUGGUCAUUGUCACGGUGCUGGCCUCGCUGGCCCAAAUCUUUGGCGCCAUGACCCUGCUGGGCAUCAAACUGUCGGCCAUACCCGCUGUGAUAGUCAUACUGGGCGUGGGCAUGAUCCUCUGCUUCAAUGUGCACAUCUCAUUGGGCUUCAUGACCUCGGUGGGCAAUCGUCAGCGUCGCGUCCAUCUGGCCAUGCAGCUGUCGCUGGGGCCGCUCGUCCAUGGCAUUCUCACCUCCGGCAUGGCUGUCUUUAUGCUCUCCACGUCGCCGUUCGAGUUCGUCAUCCGGCACUUUUGCUGGCUGCUGCUUGUCGUGCUCUGUGUGGGCGCUUGCAAUAGCCUGGUGGUGUUCCCCAUACUGCUGAGCAUGCUGGGCCCGGAGGCGGAGCUGGUGCCGCUGGAGCAUCCGGAUCGCAUAUCGACGCCAUCGCCGGUGCCGAUGCGCAGCAGCAAGCGAUCCAACAAAUCGUUCAUUGUGAAUGGCUCACGCGGCUCGUCGCGCUCCAACAACUGCCACAAGGCGCAUCACUAUCACAAGGAUGUCAACAUCAAUGAUCCCUCGCUGACCACCAUUACCGAGGAGCCGCAGUCGUGGAAGUCCAGCAAUUCAUCCAUACAAAUGCACAACGAUUGGAGUGCCCCGUCCACGCCCACGCCCACGCACAACCGCAACCACAACCACAAUCACAACCACAAUCACAACCACAAUCAUCUGAACAAUCAUUAUAUGAACAACAUGAACAACUAUCAGCAACGCGAACCACCGCAUGGCUCCAGCUCCAACUCUGGCCAAGGCAACGGCAACGGCUCCAAUUAUAGCUGUAAUGCUGGGCCAGCGCCGCCGCCGCCAACGUAUCACAAGCUAUCGCAGCCCAUGCUGGGCGGCUAUGCGCCGCCGGAGCUGCAGAGCAUUGUGGUGCAGCCGGAGGUGACCGUCGAGACGACGCAUUCGGACAGCAACACCACCAAGGUGACGGCCACGGCGAACAUCAAAGUGGAGCUGGUGACGCCCGGGCGAGCGGUGCGCAGCUACAACUUUACGAGUUAGCCCUGGCACUAGUUCCUGUAGCCAUUAACGUCUAUCUGUAAACUGUAAACUGUGAACUGUUAACUGUUAACUGUAAUCUGUAUAUGUGUA
This is a messenger RNA of Drosophila navojoa, 5036 nucleotides long. It is a transcript of the gene ptc, whose product is annotated as protein patched. Gene Ontology annotation, molecular function: hedgehog receptor activity; smoothened binding; hedgehog family protein binding. Gene Ontology annotation, biological process: negative regulation of smoothened signaling pathway. The record is from RefSeq and is a predicted model, not a curated record. Gene Ontology annotation, cellular component: plasma membrane. NCBI's taxonomy places the organism in Eukaryota, Metazoa, Arthropoda, Insecta, Diptera, Drosophilidae.